AUGAACCGUCUCUGCAUCUCCCCUUCUCUCACCCUCACUCACCACCUCCCCCACCACCAUCAUUCCGGCAAGUACCCGCCGGCGGCGGCGGCAUUCUUCAACAAGCUGUCCUCCCUCCCACUAAAAUCAUGCUUCUCUCAGUUCUGCUAUCUCCUCUCCAUCUCCCUCGUCGGGUACUGCAUCCUCAACUCCCUUAACACACGACCUACUGGCACUGCCUCCGACGACAUCCCUGGAACCCUCGACUACUUCUUCACCUCGAUCUCCGCCACCACCAGCUCCAGCAUGGCCUCCGUCGAGAUGGAGGUCUUCUCCGACUCCCAGCUCCUCCUCAUCACCUUCCUCAUGUUCCUCGGCGGCGAGGUCUUCACCUCCCUCCUCGGCCUGGUCAUAAAAAACUAUAAAAUGAGGAAGGAGGUGACCAGACUCGUUUCUGCCAGUAACAACGACGGCAGAAACGAGCCCACACCCUUCAAUCCGCGUUACGAGCUGGAGCUGAGAGCGGUAGUGGUCCCGCUCUCUGUCCCAGACAUUCUUCCGGCUCAUCAUCAAAACCACCACCACAACACCACCACCAAGGAGGACUGGUCAGAAGUACAUCUGAAGCGGAAGUCGAUUCAGUUCCUGUGUUAUGUGACGUUGACUUAUCUCACGUCGAUUCACGUCCUGGGCAUUUUUUCGCUCUCUCUAUACCUGGCGCUCGAACCGAGCGCCAGGAACGUACUGAGGGAGAAAGGACUCGGGACGUUCACUUUCUCCCUCUUCACCGUGGUCUCCACAUUCACCAACUGCGGGUUCCUCCCCACGAACGAGAACAUGAUCCCGUUCGGGAGGAACCCGGGGAUGCUCCUCCUCCUCAUCCCUCAUGUUCUGUUGGGGAACACUCUGUCCCCGCCCUGCAUCCGCCUCUGCGUCUGGCUGGCGGGGAAGUUGUUCCCCAAGAACAACGCAGAACGUUAUUCGAAAUUCCUGCUCGAGGUAAAGCGCGAUGGGGUGACGAACGGGAUUAUCCUCUCGGGGAGGCACUCGGCGUAUCUGGCGGCGACGGUGGCCGGGUUCGUGGCGGUGCAGUUUGUGAUGUUCUGCGGGUUGGAUUGGGACUCGGAAGGGAUGAAGGGGCUGAAUCCGGUUCAGAAGCUGGUGGGUGGGGCUUUCAUGGCGAUGAAUUCGAGGCACGCCGGAGAGAGCAUCGUGGAUUUGUCGACGAUUUCGCCGGCGGUUCUGGUGGUGUUCGUCGCUAUGAUGUAUCUUCCUCCAUACACGUCGUUCCUGCCCACAGAAAGAGAAGAGGAAGAAGAGGACAGAAACAGUCGUAGUGAUAAUAAUACUAUUCAAAAUAGCAACAGUACUACUGGAGAGAAAAGGGCGGGAAAUAAUAAUAUUGUGGAGAAUGUGAUAUUCUCGCCGCUCUCUUUUCUGGUCGUCUUCGUCGUCAUGGUGUGCAUCACCGAGAGGGAAAGCUUGAAGAAAGAUCCCCUCAAUUUCAACGUCUUCACCAUUGCCUUCGAAGUUGUCAGUGCAUAUGGGAAUGUUGGGUAUUCGAUUGGCUACAGCUGCAAGAGAUGCAUAAACCCUGUCGAGAAUUGCAAGGACAAAUGGAUCAGCUUCUCUGGGAAAUGGAGCAACCAAGGCAAGAUCGUCCUCAUUCUGGUCAUGCUCUUCGGCAAGCUGAAGAAGUUCAACGUCAAUGGCGGCAAGGCCUGGAAACUCCUUUGA
Molecule: messenger RNA, 1716 nt
Organism: Linum trigynum
Lineage: Eukaryota; Viridiplantae; Streptophyta; Magnoliopsida; Malpighiales; Linaceae
Source: the annotation of a GenBank genome assembly